AGGUGUGUGGGGGUGUCAGAAGAAGGAGGAGGAGGGGGGCACAUUAGCUUCUUGGACAAGUCAUUCUGCCCCACUGUCAGGUAGUUGAGAAUUGUUUGUCAAAAGCAGUGGUGGACAUGGACAUGGCAGACUACAGCGAGGCUCUGGACCCAGCCUACACUACGCUGGAGUUCGAAAACAUGCAUGUGCUCGCCAUGGGCACAGACUCUUCACCGGCUGAGAGCACCAACAUGAAUACUACUGGCCAACUGGCGGUGGGCAGCCUGUGUGCCAUAUGUGGAGACAGAGCCACUGGAAAGCACUAUGGGGCGUCCAGCUGUGACGGCUGCAAGGGCUUUUUCAGACGCAGCGUCCGCAAAAACCACAUGUACUCGUGCAGGUUCAACAGACAAUGUAUUGUGGACAAAGACAAGCGAAAUCAAUGCAGAUACUGCCGACUGAAGAAAUGCUUUAGAGCUGGCAUGAAGAAAGAAGCUGUACAGAAUGAAAGAGACAGAAUCAGCACCAGGAGAUCCAGCUAUGAAGACAGCAGUUUACCAUCCAUCAAUGCACUCAUCCAAGCAGAUGUACUGUCAAGACAGAUCACCUCCCCUGCUCCUAUACUGAACGGCGACAUCAGAGCCAAAAAGAUCGCCACCAUCACAGACGUGUGUGAGUCCAUGAAACAGCAGCUGCUGGUGUUGGUGGAGUGGGCUAAGUACAUCCCAGCCUUCUGUGACCUGCCCCUGGAUGACCAGGUGGCGUUGCUGCGAGCUCAUGCUGGAGAGCAUCUAUUGCUCGGUGCUGCAAAGAGAUCCAUGCUGUAUAAAGACAUCCUCUUAUUAGGAAAUGACCACAUCAUCCCCAGAAACUGCCCGGAGUUGGAAGUGGGCAGGGUAGCAGUGAGAAUCCUGGAUGAGCUGGUGCUUCCUUUCCAGGAGCUUCAGAUAGACGACAAUGAAUAUGCCUGCUUGAAAGCCAUAGUUUUCUUUGACCCAGAUGCUAAAGGUCUGAGUGACCCUGGAAAGAUCAAGCGUAUGCGAUACCAGGUUCAGGUCAGCCUGGAGGACUACAUCAACGACAGGCAGUAUGACUGCCGAGGCCGCUUCGGGGAGCUGCUCCUGCUGCUGCCGACGCUACAGAGCAUCACCUGGCAGAUGAUUGAACAGAUCCAGUUCGUCAAACUCUUCGGCAUGGCAAAAAUCGACAACCUGCUGCAAGAAAUGCUACUUGGAGGUUCAGCCAAUGAAGCUCCACAUGCACCUCACUCUCUGCACCCUCACCUGGUUCAAGAGCACCUCAGCAGCAAUGUUAUAGUGGCCAGCAACAUGCCAACACCGAUCCAUAAUGGUCAAAUCUCCACUCCUGAAACCCCGAUUCCAUCUCCGCCUACUGCCUCCAGCUCAGAACAUUAUAAAAUGGCUCAGGGGGUCAUAGCCACUGUGCCCAAGCAGCCAACCUCCAUCCCUCAGCCCACCAUUACAAAGCAAGAGGCCAUCUAGUCCUUAUUCCCUUCAGUUUUUUUUUAAAGAAAUGUGUUAAACCAGGGUCUUUACAUGUGCAUUUAUCAGCAUUGAAGCUGAUUAACUUGACUGAAACAAUAAAGUAGCUAAAUAUCUCGAAUGUAAUUGCAAUUAUGUCCCUUUGCAGAUUGCUGUCUUCUCAGUCUUCAGGGAUCUAGGUUGUUCACACGUGCAGCUGCAGUUGAGCUCCACGGCUCAACUAAAGCUUGGUGCAAAGAGUUCAUGGCCAGAAAAAAAGAAAAAAAACCUAUAAGCAUCAAAACUAUCCAUAAAUACUGUUUUUCUUUAAGAUUGACAUUUAUAAAGAAGUAUAUUAUUGUAUAUAUAGUUUAUUUUUUGGGUAACAUCACUUUCCUUUAGUGUGGCCUCAGUGUGUGCAGUAAGGCUUAUGUUAGACAUGGUGGUAUGAUCAUGUCAUUAUUUUAUGAAUGUUACAACAGGCCUUACAUUGUAUUUAGUGUUGCACAGUUUUUUUUAUUUGAUGUUCAUUAGUGAUAAAAUGGUGUCAACUCUCAGACAGUCAUGAUGUUUCAGAAAAAAUGUCAUUUUAUCAACGCUAAAGGAAAUCCCUUGAAUGAAUUCAGCUUUUUGGAGUCUCCUUUGGAUAUUCUGUGUGACAAGACUAAAAUAUCAGUGGUUUGUUUAAAUGUAUAUUUACAGUAGCGAUGUAAAAUUUAACUAAUUUUACACCAAGAAAGCUCAGCGCACUCUGUGGUGCCACUUUGUAAAAGUCAUAGGCAGACACACUGAGGAAGUUUCCCAAUAAUAUGUUGGUUUUUAAAAAAUAUAUUAUAUUUUUUGUUUAGUACUUCGUCAUGGUUUAACUGGUGGAAUAAAUUGUGCCUUGUAACCUGUACUGCCUUACAAAAAAAACACAAAAAACAGGCAAUGUUUCGCCUGACAAUGUGAAGACUAAUAAAUCAAGGUCUAUUUUUA
Molecule: messenger RNA, 2438 nt
Organism: Scomber scombrus (Atlantic mackerel)
Lineage: Eukaryota; Metazoa; Chordata; Actinopteri; Scombriformes; Scombridae
Gene: hnf4a
Product: hepatocyte nuclear factor 4, alpha
Exons: 10
Coding region: 117-1481 (454 amino acids)
Biological process (GO): anatomical structure development; positive regulation of transcription by RNA polymerase II; cell differentiation
Molecular function (GO): zinc ion binding; RNA polymerase II cis-regulatory region sequence-specific DNA binding; nuclear receptor activity
Source: RefSeq, a predicted model, not a curated record